AUGUCCUCCAAUACCAACCGUCCAUCUCCACCAGAAAACAACAUCGACCGUUUCCUCCGCAUGCGGAAGGAAAUGUGCGACAAGCUGGUGCGCUGGAACAUGAAUCUCAUUGGGGAUCCAGGUAUCAGCCGCAUCAUGUCCACCCGGGUCGCGCAGCUCCUGAAUGAGUUCGAUGAGUUCACAACGCUGACAUUCGAGAUCUGGAGCUCCUGGAUUAUGUCUGAUAACGACCGCGAGGGCUUGACAGCCUGCUUCCGGACCAAGGUCGACUGCAUCAGGGAGCACAUGGUGACAUUGAUCCGAGAGUUGGACACCCCGCCCUUGUACUACCACCGCGCUGAGCUUGCGGAAGUAAUGAGCAUGCUAGCUGUCAGUAUCGGUCGGCUGCACUACCGCAAGCAGGUCGACGACGAGGUCCGGCGGAUGCGGGACGCCGCGCGCGAGAUGAACCAUAGAGUCGUAACGUCUCCAACAUACCUUGGGCCCCAUCUCGCAACCGUGUGGGAUAAUAUAUUUGGAACCAUUGAAUGCGGCUGUGAGUAUUGCGGGACAGAUUGA
Penicillium canariense is the source of this 558-nucleotide messenger RNA. RefSeq lists its product as uncharacterized. The record is from RefSeq and is a predicted model, not a curated record. The transcript has a single exon. NCBI's taxonomy places the organism in Eukaryota, Fungi, Ascomycota, Eurotiomycetes, Eurotiales, Aspergillaceae. The coding region runs from base 1 to 558 and encodes 185 amino acids.